Molecule: messenger RNA, 2301 nt
Organism: Anthonomus grandis grandis
Lineage: Eukaryota; Metazoa; Arthropoda; Insecta; Coleoptera; Curculionidae
Product: putative protein TPRXL
Exons: 4
Coding region: 164-1276 (370 amino acids)
Source: RefSeq, a predicted model, not a curated record
GAUUGACAGUCUUGUCCAUUUUGUUUCGCCUUUCGCGGCUUCGCCGCCAUUUUCAUUACAGUCGAUGGUGGUUUGUGCGGUGGUCGGUCCACGGGUUUUUUGUUAGUUUCCUUAUUAUUUUAGUUUGCAAGUUUUUUUCCACCCAAGGGGUACCGAACAAAGUAUGGAAGAAAACGGCAACAAUAAAGGUGACAAAACACCUCCCCCUUCAGCAAAAAGCAGCAAGUCCCAAACUGCUGCUGCUGCAAUAGACACUCCUCCAGAAGCCCUAGCUGAAGCUAAUAGUGACGCAGUAGAAGCAGUACUUCAGGAACCACACAUGGAAAACCAGCCGGAGGGGGCUUUCCCACUGGAAGCAUGCGGAUCUGAAGGUGAAGUGGAGAUGGAUCCUUUGGUAUUAACAGGUGAUGAACCAGAUCCUGAACUGUUUUUUGAUGAGUUAUCAGAUGGUGAGGGUGGAAGCAAUUCACCAGUUGCCAGUACAAGUCGUUGUAGAACACGCCGGAGCCAUGCUCGAAGUAUCCCCACACCACAAUCGACGACUCCUCCGGCGUCCUCCUCGUCGACUCCAAGAACACGCAAGUCGGCAACUCCGCCAGCUUCGGCGAGUCCGACUCAGAGGGCGAACACCCCGUCAACCUCCACCACACCCCCCCUUCCAGCGGUGGUGAAUCAACACAACGGGGAUGAUGAUGACACCGACGAAGACGAUGAAGAUGCAUCAACGAAUGCACAGCCGGGUAAUGAUUCGUCCCGGUUCAACUUGUCGUUGUCUUUGCCGCCUUCGAGUGACGCCGGAAGUGACGGUUCGGGCUAUUUAGCGUCUUUAAGAAUGCUGUCACCACGCCAAACCAUUCGACCUCUGAAUGAUUCCCAUCGCCUGCGUGGUGCCCCUGUUACCCGAAGCCAGUCCCGGGAAGCCGCGGCCGCUUCGGCUGCGUCAACUUCGCAAGCGCAGCCAAGGAGAAGGAGGCGCAGCAACAACACCGCUACCUCUGCGGUUGAACCAAAACGAAUGAGGCCUGCAAUUGACGGUAUCGAUGGUGGAGUGGUGGGCGGCGCUGAAGAAGGAGCUGGAGGAUUAGGCUUCAUGAACUUCUUAAGAAGAGGUUUCCGUGCUGGUGGCGCUCAACCAGGUCCUCGUGAACCUGUCCCAGAAAGUCCAGAAAGGGAUCCCAGUGCAGGUGAUGGACAGCAUCCUGGAGCAAGAGAACAAGACGAUGAAGAAGCACGGGAUGCAGAGCCAGAAAGAAGGAACCACUGCACCAUUAUGUAACUGAUGCAACAGUACAAAGUUUCUAUAAUUUCGUUCGUUUGUUACAGUUUUGUUAGUAGUAUUUAGUGUUUUUGUGUUUGUUUGAGUUCGGUAUUCUGAAGUUAACUGCUUCUAAUAUCAGUGUUUGUUUGUUAACUCUUAACCACAGAUGUUACGGUUGGGGAGAAAUUGAACGUUUUUAAAAAGUUGUAUCUUUUUGACCCGGAUGACAGACAAUUAGUUUUUGCCUUACUUGUCAUUUUCAGGGGGGGAACGAGACAUUUUUAAAAGACUGACUGAAGUUGUUACAAAGUUCAGUGCAUUCAGUUUCAAAAUUCAGUGUUUCUUGAAUUUUUUUCAUACACUUAAUUUGAUUUGACAGAAAUCAAAUUAAAGUUAAUAUCCAGUGGUUAAGGGUUAAAAGGCAACUUUUUUAGAAUGUUUAAGUAAAUGGUCAGAAACAAACAUAAAUCCCCUUGACUGAUUUUGUUUAUUUGAUAGGGUCUCCGUUAGCAUACCUUUAAAGCUAGAAGUAUUAUUAAUUGACCCGUGAAUACUUUUUGAUUUGUUAACAUGUGGCAAUGUGUUAGAGUUAAAUGUUAAAACGUAUUGCUUUACGUUUCGUUACAUACAGUCGUGCUCUAAUAAGUAAAACGUAAAUAAUUUUGCGGGAUAGCUUAGUUCCGAGGGCCUUGACUUAGCAAUAAGUAAUGGAAAUUCUGGAGAUUUUGAGUCAAAUUCGCUCUUCGUGCUGGUUAAUCCAAUGAAUCAAUCAGAUGUUUCCUAAAAUGUAAAUGAUCAAAGUUACUUAUAAGACCACAACUGUAUGGCUGGUGUAGUCACCUAUGAAAUGAUUUAUGUGUCCUUGAAAUGUGAGACAAAAAAAUUAAGACACUUAACUAGUUGGAUUUUUUAAAAGCAAUCGAUACCAAAAAUCGAGUUUAUUAGUAAAUGAUAUAUUUUAUUAUUAGGUUAAGUUUCUUAUUUUUUAUGAUCCGACUGCCUAUUUGUAUUUUUAAUAGACAAAUAAAGACAGAUUUCCUAUA